Striga hermonthica is the source of this 2799-nucleotide messenger RNA. The record is from the annotation of a GenBank genome assembly. Lineage: Eukaryota; Viridiplantae; Streptophyta; Magnoliopsida; Lamiales; Orobanchaceae.
AUGGCUGGAACUGGAAAAUCCCCAGAAAACCCAACAAAGAAGGCACCAUUGACACCAAAAGCAAUUAUAAACCAAAAGUUUGGUGACAAGGCCUGCUAUAAGAUCGAUGAAGUGCAAGAUUCAAGUGGAAAUGGAUGCCCAGGCUUAGCUAUCUCUCGGAAGGGACCAUGUCUUUAUCGAUGCACUCUUCAUCUCCCAGAUGCUACUGUUGUCUCUGACACCUUUAAAAGAAAAAAAGAUGCUGAACAAUCGGCUGCCGAGAAGGCCAUAGAAACGGUUUUGUUUUGCGAUAUUUUCUUCUCUGCAUAUGGAGUUUUUCUGGGUAUCCGUCUGGCCGAAUACAAUCCCACAGUACAAGAAGCGUGGGAUGAUUUGGGAGGUCGUAUAGCUUUUAUGUUUGCCAAUGAGUUCCUUUCGUCUCUCAAUCCACUCAGCAGUCACUUAAGAGCAGUACUAAGAAGAGAGGGCCAUCAAAAUGGAUGUCUUCCAGUUUCAGUUAUUGCAACUCAUGAUGCAAAGAUUAGUAACAUAUGCAAGUACAUAACUCCUGCUGCUGAGGUUAAUUCACUGAUUCUGAAGGCAGCUGCUAAAAUGACUGAUUUAGUAUUGAUAUCCGACGAGAAACUUUCACUAAAGAGGAAAACUUCAUACCCUCCUGAGAUCAUUGCUUCACUGAACCACGAGUCGAGCUUGUCGGAAAGCAUUGCAGUUGAAUGCAUACGAAUUCCAGCUUCACUUGGAGAAGCUGUUCAUGUUUUGAUGCUUAAUAUUGCUUCAACUGGUUAUUAUUUAGAUGUUAUUGCUCGUGAGCUAUGUGUGGCAGAUGCUUCGAAUGUUUUGAUUUCUAGAGUGAUUGGCAAGGCUUCCUCGGAAGUGAGAAUAUAUUCUUCUUCUCCCCCGCAGCUUCCCCCUGAUGAGCUGGCAGAGCCUAAAGGAUCUCUAAAUGUCCGGGCAACUUACUUCGCCGGUGAAGAAGUGUACGCUGAUGCAAUUUUGGCUUCUGUAGGGUACACUUGGAGGUCUAAUGAUCUUUUCCAUGAAGCUGUGUCCUUGCGUUCGUAUUAUAGGAUGCUUAUUAACAAGAUACCCAGUGGGAUAUACCAAAUAUCACGAGACGCAAUACUUGCUGCUAAGCUACCAUUAACAUACACGACAAAAAGCAAUUGGAGGGGUUCUUUCCCGAGGGACAUACUUUUUGCAUUCUGCCGAGCUCACCAUUUGCCUGAGCCUGUGUUUUCCAGUCAAAACACAUUAAAUUCAUCACUGGAUUUACCUGGAUCAUGUAAAAAGUUGAAAGUUAGUCAUUCAGGUACUGGGGACUCGGUGGAAUCGACUGGAGCUUUUAGUUGUGAAAUCAAAAUAUAUUCCAAAAAUCAAAACUUGAUCUUACAAUGCUCGCCGAACGAAUCUCAUAAAAAGCCGGUUGAUGCCAUGCAAAGCACUAGCUUGAAAGUCCUGAACUGGCUUGACAUGUUUUUCGAAUAUCCAAACAUAUCCUUGGAGAAGCUGAAGUUAUUUGCUGAUAAGCUCGAUAUUAGCUUUACUCCCGAUUUCUUUUUUGAGGAGUUUGCAUUAUGCCGUAAAAUACAUAAUUUUGGAAUUCAAGCUUGCGAUUAUAAAGCAGAGUUAGCUGAGCCAUCUUUUAUCGAAAUCGGAGGUGAAAACUCUGGAGUUACUCCAUCGAAUGGUGCUUUGGCUUGCAUAAGUUACAGUGUUUCGUUGUCUGUCGAAGGAGACUGCACGAGAGAACAUCUCGAAAGCUGUGAAGAGUUUGAGUUUGAGAUCGGCAAUGAAGCAGUGUUGCCUCAUCUCGAAGCAGCAGUUGCACAGUUGGCUGUUGGUCAGUCUGCAUGCUUUUGGGUAGAGCUUUUUCCCACUGAGUUCAUUAUAGCUGCAGCUCGUGAUUCUGUAUCGACACUUUCGUUAUUAUCAUCAAGAAGCUGCAAAUUGGAGUACAGUGUAACUCUUCUGCAAGUAACAGAGCCAAUGGAAGAUCGAAUGGAGCAAGCUCUGUUCAGCCCUCCUCUCGCAAAGCAGCGUGUCGAAUUUGCUGUACAGCAAAUAAAAGAAUCUUCAGCGGCCUCAUUGAUCGAUUUAGGCUGUGGUUCAGGAAGUUUGUUAGAUUCUUUGUUAUCUUAUCCUACUUCUCUCGAGAAAAUUGCCGGUGUCGAUAUUUCAAAGCGAGCUCUUGCAAAAGCAGCCAAGUCACUCCACACUAAGUUGACCAGGUUAGUGGAUUGUAAAGAGCCGGGUUGCAAAAUCCAAUCGGCAGUACUAUACGAUGGCUCCAUCACGAAAAUAGAUUCCCAGUUGUGUGGAUUUGACAUUGCAACUUGCUUGGAGGUAAUUGAGCAUAUGGAGGAAGAGGAUGCAUGCUUAUUUGGCGAUAUAGCCCUCGAAUCUUUCUGCCCGAAAAUUCUAAUCAUCUCCACUCCGAAUUUCGAAUACAACACGAUUCUCCACAACAGUACUCCUCCUCAAGGCGAAGAGGAAAACCCGAACGAAAAAAAUCAGCCAGAGAGCUUUAAAUUCAGAAAUCUCGAUCACAAGUUCGAAUGGACGAGGGCUCAGUUUGAGCACUGGGCAUGUGACCUGGCAACGAGGCACAAUUACAGUGUCGAGUUCAGUGGAGUUGGUGGUGAUGGCGAUGUUGAUCCCGGUUUUGCUUCACAAAUCGCGAUUUUCAAAAGGUCUGCAGAUGAUGAUGAUGACGUGGCGAAAAUCGAGGUAGCAGAUAAUUGUGUGCCCAUCUGGAAAUGGAGUAGGGAGGAAGAGAAUUUGGUCUCCAAUGAAAUGUAG